AUGGUGGAAAUGGUAAGAUUUAAUGAGCACCAUAAACGUCGUCAUAUGUCUUUGUCGACAAUACAUCUAAAUUUAACUGUCAAUGCUGUUUAUAAUAAACUUAAUCAGCAUACAUUAAAUAUUAAUAAUACACGUAUAAUUAAUAUUGAACCACAUAAUAAAGUUUGGUUUUCAAUUGUAAAUGGGACAAUUUAUGCAUUACCACUAUUUGGUGAUUAUGCAGGACCAUUUAAAAUUCAAAUUGAAAAUUCAAAUUUUAUUAAAUUUAAAUUUAAUUUUUCACCAUCAUCAUCAUUAUUUUCACCAUCAAAACAUCUCUUACUUGCUUUAUUUAAUAUAUCAUCAAUAACAUUUAAUAAUUCGUCAUUAAAUCGUUAUUUUAUUAUUCAAACAUUAUCAUUAGCAUUAAAUUUAAAUGAUUCAUUAUUAACAAUACAUAAAAUAAAUGGUUCAAUGAUAAAAGUUUAUUUUUCAUGUGAUUUAUAUUCAUCAAAAGAUCUUCCAUAUCAAAUACAAAUAUUAAUUGAUCAUUAUUAUUCUAAACGUUUAGAAUUAAUGAGAUAUUUUUCUUUACCAUUAAUUGAAAUUUCAAUUGUUCGAUUAUCUAAACAAAUAACAACAACGCCAAUUGUUGAAAUAAAAAAAGCAUUUAUGACAAUUCGACCACGUUUAUUUAAUAAUCAAACAAAUAUUUCAUUAAGAAAUAAUCUUAUUUUUUUUGAUCAAUUUUAUCAACCACUUGUUAUUGUUCCAUUAACAAUAAUUUUAAUUGGUUUAUUAAUUUGUACAAUAAUUGCAUUUUGUCUUUGUUGUAAUCGUCAUACAACAUCAUCAUCAUCAACAUUACUUUUAUCAAAUGGAUCAUUUAUUAAUCCAAAUAAUAAACAUUUAUAUCAAAAUUAUUCAUAUCAACAACAUCGACAACAACAAGAAAUUUAUAGAAAAAAACAUUAUAUAAAAGAUCAAAAACAAUUUAUUUCUAAAGGCAUUCCUGUAGUAUUUGCUGAAGAACUUGAAGAAAAAUUAGAACAAACACAUACACCUUUAGUUAUGCGAAUUGAAAAAGCAUCAUUUUAUAAUGAACAAGGAAGAAAUGAAUUGGGAAAACAAGUAAAAGAACAACAAAAACGAAAUGAAGAAGUACAAGAUAUGCCAGAAUUAGUCCGAGAUUUUCUUGAUCCAGCUGAAUUUUUUCAACAAGUAAAAUCGAUCUGUGGUAUUAAUUUUUUUUGUGGUGUACCUGAUUCAUUGCUUAAAGAUUUUUGUGCAUAUGUAACAAAAAAUGUUCCAUCUAGUCAUCAUGUUAUUGCAGUGAAUGAAGGUUCUGCUAUUGGUCUUGCUUGUGGUUCAUAUAUGGCAACAGGUCACCCCUCAUUAGUCUAUUUACAAAAUUCUGGUCUAGGCAAUAUUGUUAAUCCUAUCAUGUCUCUUGCAACACCAGGUGUUUAUAGCUUACCAAUGUUGUUAUUAAUUGGUUGGCGUGGUGAACCAGGUAAACGAGAUGAACCACAACAUCGUAUUCAAGGACCUGCAACACCUGGUAUUCUUGCUGCACUUGGUAUUCCUUUUCAACCAUUACCGGAUUAUCAUGAUGGUGCUGGUCAAGCACUUGAAACAGCUAAACGUUAUAUGGAAACAGCAAAAGGUCCAUAUGCAUUACUUGUUAAACGGCAAACAUUUUUGCCAUAUGCAUUACCAAAAAUGCGUGCAGAUCUAGAAGCUGGAUUAAGUUUAACACGUGAAGAAGCCUUACAAUGUGUUACUAAUCAUUUUCAACAUCGAGAUGUUAUUGUUGGUACAACUGGAAUGCUAAGUAGAGAAUUAUUUGAACUUCGAAUGAAACGUGGUGAUGGACAUGAACGAGAUUUUUUAACUGUCGGUGGCAUGGGUCAUGCAUCAUCAAUAGCAUUAGGUAUUGCUAUACAAAAACCAAAUCGAACUAUAUAUUGUUUGGAUGGUGAUGGUGCUGUUUUAAUGCAUAUGGGUGUUUUGGCAAAUAUUGCUGCGGCUGCACCAUCAAAUUUCAAACAUAUUGUAUUUAAUAAUGGUACACAUGAUAGUGUCGGUGGUCAACCAACAGUUGCUGGUGAUUAUAGACAAUUUUCACUCUGUCGAAUAGCUCAAGGUUGUGGUUAUAAACAUGUAAUGAUAGCAACAAAUGAAAAGGAAAUAAAUGAAGCAAUGGAAAAAAUACGUGCAAUAAAUAAUGAUGGUCCAGUUUUACUUGAACUUCGAAUUAAAACAGGUCAUAGAAAAAAUUUAGGUCGACCAACACGAUCAACGAAUGAGAAUAGAAAAGAUUUUAUGCACUUUUUACAACUCAGUUAA
Rotaria sp. Silwood1 is the source of this 2328-nucleotide messenger RNA. The record is from the annotation of a GenBank genome assembly. NCBI's taxonomy places the organism in Eukaryota, Metazoa, Rotifera, Eurotatoria, Philodinida, Philodinidae.